AAAAACAACUCACUUGGAUAAAGCUGACGAAACCGGCAGUUUGUUAACCGGAAGUUUUUCACCACAACAAAGAUGGCGGCCUCCUGUUCUGUAGUGUGCUGCGGAGAAGAGAGAGACUCGGACAAAGCAGUGAUAUUUCGAUUUUCCAAUGGAGGCGUCCAGAAUGCAGAGAAACUGCAUUUCACAAUGUACAAGAGUGCCGAUGAGGUUAACCCUCGGAAAAAAACUAGACGGAUACUGGUGGCUGAAUCAGAAAGGCUGUCCUAUGUUGGGCAAAAUUUUGGAACAGGUUCCCUUAAAUGCAACAGUCUUUGCAACUACUAUGUUGGAGUAUUGAAUAAACAGACCAUGCAAAUGGAACUGCACAGUGCACUGCUCUUCAACAUGCAACCUAUUAUACCCGGAGAAACAACAGUGACAACAGAGGAGACAACUCAGACCCACAAAGAAAAGGUUGACUCCCUGAUUGAGGCGUUUGGUACCAACAAACAGAAGAAAGCUCUGAACUCUCGCAGGCUGAACAUGGUGAACAGUGACAUGCUGCAGCAGGCAGUGAUAAAGGCUGCCAACACCGUCAUUGAUGAGAAGGGUCUGGAUGCUCUGCAACGGGAAGUUGCUGAGACAGAGUCGCAGGCAGAUUCUGCUCUCCACCUUCCUCCAUGUAACUCGGAGGCAGACAUGCCUGAGAAUGUCUACCCAUUGGAUGGACUCCUCAGUCCUGUGGAAUUCAAGGCAUUGGAAGAAGCUGGUUCCAAGAUGGCAGCGCUCACUAGCGAAGAGCUGCAGACUAUGAAAGAGAACGGAGGGGUUAUGUGCGUCCUGAAGCACCUGGAGAACCUACCCAGUGAUGAUGAAGCCCGAAAGAAGAUGGCAUGCUGCGCAUAUUACCUUUCUAUGCUUCUCAAACUAUCACGGCAGAAGAGCAUCAGCCGCAAGUUUGGCAUGGAGGAAGGCUGCCCUCGCAUUGUGCAAAACAAAAUAUUCCGGACAUUCACAGUGGAGACUUUCAACAAUGGCAGGGUCCUUAACAUGGUGUCUGGUUCAAUGCGUGUCAAAUUAGCAGCAUAUUGCCUGGUUCUGCUGCUCCAUAUGGGUGACAUGACUGCUGACCUCACAUUAUUGCAUCGAGACAUGGGAUUCACCGAGGCCAGGAUAAUCGAAGUUGCAAAGUCAAUGGGGCUGACCCUGGUGAAGAAGCCCCGUGGAAAGAACAUCGUAGCUGGAUGGCAGGAUGAACACAAACAGGCUUCUCUCAUCCUCCCUCUAGUCAAAUAUGAUCACUUUGUGGAGAGAAGGAAACGCAAGAAGAUGCAUUAAAGACCGACAAAGGCAAAGUUGAGAAUUGUUUAUUAGUGAACAAAUAAAGUUAAAAUGUGAUUGUAAA
This is a messenger RNA of Hippocampus zosterae (dwarf seahorse), 1384 nucleotides long. RefSeq names its product RNA polymerase I subunit E (gene polr1e). Gene Ontology annotation, biological process: nucleolar large rRNA transcription by RNA polymerase I; transcription elongation by RNA polymerase I; RNA polymerase I preinitiation complex assembly. The transcript has 12 exons. NCBI's taxonomy places the organism in Eukaryota, Metazoa, Chordata, Actinopteri, Syngnathiformes, Syngnathidae. The record is from RefSeq and is a predicted model, not a curated record. The coding region runs from base 73 to 1317 and encodes 414 amino acids. Gene Ontology annotation, cellular component: RNA polymerase I complex. Gene Ontology annotation, molecular function: DNA binding.